GCUAUGUAGGUGUGGGGAGCCGCAGUAAUCCACGGCUCCGCAAAGCAAAACCAAACAAUUAUCAUCUCCACCUCCUCUGUGAAAGACAAAACAAAUAUAGGUUAACACGUGUCUAUGCAACACCACCAUGAGCUUUCGCUGUCUCGGCCUUGGGGUAACCCCGAAUUCUCUUCGCGCGAACAAAUUGCUAACAUAGUCAAGGCGACAGCAUGCCAUUCGAAGGAUACGUAGGAUUCUAGAGUGCUUUUUUUUUACCCAAGAACAGCUAAUAAAGUAGGAAACACACGAGGUUUAUAAGAAAUCCUCCACCGAUAAGAUCCGAAGAACCUAUAUUUCCGCACUUAUUCCGACUCCGUCAAAACCCCUUCCAUCGCCCGCCAAAGCAUAAAAAGACCUUCAAGUUGAUAUCAAAGAGUGCGCUGAUCCACAUCAUCUCACUUACAAGAUCUGAAAACAAUGUCUUCAUUUAUCCUCCGUGACAUCCGCAUCUUCACGGGCGAGACCGUCCUAGAAAAUGCCUAUGUCCACAUCGUCUCUGGCAAAAUCGCCUCCCUAGGCCCCAUCACCACCAUCCCCUCCACGACCUCUGAGAAGAUCUACUCCAAACCAAACCACACCCUCCUCCCAGGCCUCAUUGACUGCCAUGUGCAUGUGGGCUCCGGAGCAUCCCACGCCCUCCCCCAAUUCCUCCGCUUCGGCGUGACCACCGUCUGCGAAAUGCACAGCGAACUCGAACACGUGCAAGCCCGCCACAAGCAAACCCUCCUCCCAAACACCGCCCGCUACAAAACCGCAGGACAGUCCGCAACCAUCGAAAACGGCUGGCCGAUCCCCGUCAUCACCGCCCACGAUAAAUCCCCCGAGACGGCCGCCGACAUCGCCACCUGGCCCAAACUCACGGACCACGACAGCGUCGUCGCAUAUCUUGACUGGAACAUCCGCGAAAUGAAGCCGAAUUAUAUCAAGCUUAUGCACGAGUCUGGCUUGAGCAUGAAUAUGCCGCUCACGAAGCCCUCUCUCACCCUCCAGCGCACCAUCGUGAAUGAAGCACGGAGCCGCGGUCUCCUGACCGUUGCGCACGCCACCAGUCUGAAGGAUACCCUCGAGGUCCUCGAAGCGGGUGUGAAUGGGCUUGCUCAUACGUUCUGUGAUCAACCGCCAACAAAGGAAGUUGUGGACGCGUAUCGCAAGGGAAACGCGUGGUGUAAUCCCACGUUGGCGACACUAGGGAGUCUAACGGGCGAAGGGCGAGAAUUGCAGGAGAAAUUCGCACAUGAUGGACGGGUGCAGCAUCUAUUGGGGAAAGAGGAUGUACAGCAUGUGUGCGAGUGUAUGGGGUUUGCUAAGGAGAAAGGAAAAGUGGAUUUUGCGUAUCAGAGCGUACGUAUGCUUCGUGAGGCUGGGAUUGAUAUCCUCUGCGGCUCCGACGCAGCAGGACCCGCAAUCGGCACCGCCUUCGGUCUGACCAUGCACCACGAGCUCUCCCUCUUCGUCCAUGAAAUCGGCAUGUCACCCAUCGAAGCACUCACCUCCGCCACCAGCAAAGUAGCAUCCCGUUUCGGCUUCAAAGAUAUUGGGAAGAUCGAGCAGGGGUAUCUUGCGGAUUUGCUGCUUGUGGAAGGGAAUCCCAUCGAUGACAUCGACAAGACGUUGGAGAUUCGGGGUGUGUGGAGGGAGGGGGCUUUGUGUGAUAGGUAUGAGGGAGUUUUUGAGGGGUGAGGCAUUUUAAGGAAAUUGAUGUGUUGGAGACUGUAGGUUGUGGUGUUUUCUUCGUGUU
Periconia digitata is the source of this 1777-nucleotide messenger RNA. The record is from the annotation of a GenBank genome assembly. Lineage: Eukaryota; Fungi; Ascomycota; Dothideomycetes; Pleosporales; Periconiaceae.